AUGCAUACAAGGAACCACACCAACCACUUCCACUCCCACCACCUCCGCCAGAAUAACCUUUUACCACCUUUAAACCAAAAAUCCACAACACCAAACAUCCAAACACCAGCAACCUCCCAAGACCAGCAGAAAUGCACACGCCCCCAAACCGCCACCCACAACUUCAGCGCCUCCCCUUCCGUGCCUCCACCACCGUGCCGGCCGCCCUGCUUCUUGUGCCGCAGAACCCCGCCCGCCCCAGCAGAGCCUGCCACUACCCUGGACAAGACAAUCCUUCAUGGGUAUUAUGGCUACAUUCAUCACUGAGAAAUGGGAAUACUGUGAAGCUCUAAUUGGAUUUGAGUAUCUCGAUGGAGCCUUCUGCAUCUGUUGGUUGACUUUGAAGCGCAAGUCAUCCAGCAAAGUUUCUUCAGAGUAAUCAAGCUCUGUCGUGAGCCCUUGGAACUCAGCCCAGAACACUGCAAAGGUGUUGUUUCUCUGAUACAGCUUUCGAUACUCAGUUUGAGCUGUGUGCCUUCGAUCGGGAUCACUGAAGACCUUUUCCAAAAGUUCGAGAAUUUCUUCUGCUGUCUGCAAUUUGUUUGUAGAGUUUGGUCGAUGCCUUGGAUUGAUAUGUCGAACUGCCAGUCCUCCCAGUCGACUCUGAAUAUAGCUCAUUUGUAAAGUCUGUGUUGGAAAAUGAUCAAUGUUGGCUUCGAGCUUGAGGCGAAUUUUCACAACCCAGUCUUCAAAUUCUGGCUCUAUCCCAUCUGUGAGGAUUGGAGGGUCUGGAACCGAGCUGACAGUCGACUGUGAGAGUGGUGUCCUGGUUCAUUCUUCAGAGCUUGUUGGGUUUGCUUUUCAAGAUAUUUCUGAAUUGUUUGUUGCUCUGUGAUUGGUUGCUCGUUGUCAUACUGACAUUCGUUGCACUCAGUUUGCUAUCAAACUCAAGAGCAAACUUAGAAAUCUCCUGCUCAAACCUCAAGUCACUAUACAUAUUUUGGCUUGUCACACCAACAACAAGAG
Molecule: messenger RNA, 1005 nt
Organism: Pseudogymnoascus destructans
Lineage: Eukaryota; Fungi; Ascomycota; Leotiomycetes; Thelebolales; Thelebolaceae
Exons: 1
Coding region: 1-306 (101 amino acids)
Source: RefSeq, a predicted model, not a curated record